AUGGACGCAUCUCUCAAGAAGGAUUUGAAGGGGGUGAAGCAGAAGAUAACUGAUGGGAUUGCGGAAGUGAUUCAGAAGUUGAAGGUUAAAGAGUUGGAUGAUUUGGUGAAAGGGGAUUUGCAGAGUCUGAAGGGGAAGAUUGAGGGGCUUAACCAGGAGGUUAAUGACAGUACGGACAGUAAUGGUAAAAUUGUAAGUAAGGAGUUGGCAGAGCUUAAAAAGCAUAAGGGAACGCUUGAUAAUACUACCAGUUCAAGCGGAUCAAUUCAGAAGGCGGUGAAUAGUCUUGAUGAAAACUUUAAGAAUCAUAUCCAGAGUCCGCUUGACAGGAAAGUCAGUGCAGUUGACACGGCGAUUGGGGCGCUUGGCGGGAAUUUUGAUGGGGUCAGCAAUAAAGAAAAGCUUCAAAGCAUUUUCGAGCAUAUUAAAGGACAGAUUGGGGAGAUUAAGGGGAAGGGAGGGACAGAUAGCGGUUGGCAACGUAAAGAUGCUAAAGGUCUUCUUGGCAUUGAGGGUGCGAUAAAGCAUUAUGCGGGGAAUUUCGCAGGUGUUAAAUUUGACGACAUAGUGAAUGGUUGGCUGCAGGGCAUUUUGGGUAAGAGGAGAGGAAUUAUUGUGGAGUGGUUUAGCGAGUGGAUUAAUCAGCACGUUCAGGAUAACCGGCCGAACGGCAAAAGGGUGGUAGGUGGCUCCACAUUUGACAAAAUCUUUCGUGACGAAAUUAUCGACAAGAUUAAGGAACAGCUGGUGAACGAAGCACACGCAGCCGGUGGAGUGGUUCAACAAGAAGCACAAAAUGCCAAAGACUCAGAAAAAAUCACGAAGACCGUUGAGGCUGUAAAAAAAGGCUGCGAGGAUUUUGCAGAGAGGAUUGAUGCAAAACUCAGGAAGGGGCAAAUUACUUCGCUUCUUCAAGCCGUAAGGGUAAAGGUUGUCGGCGAGAAUUUUAAGUUGAAGCAUGGCAAAAAUGAAAACGAUCUUGAUGAAAUCCUGAAAACAAUCCUAAUCGCCCUGCGCUCCACGUCCAAUCAGGUUGCGGACGAGAUUAAGUCAAUCCUACUUGCAGACUACAGGAUGGGCGGCGAACACAGCGAUAUACACAUCGCAAAGGCGUUGGAUGAUGCGAUUAGAGUAACCAAGGAUCUCGAUAAAAAGCUUAACCAGGCGACCAACCCCAAGCAACCCGGCACCUCCAACCAAGAAAGCCCCGCCCAAGCCGUGGACAGCAAGUUGAAGGAAGUGAGGAGUGAUGUAGAGACCGGGAUUGCUAGUAGAUUUACUGAAGUCACAAAAGAUCUUAAGAAAGAAGUUAGUGGUCUUGAAGCCGCCGUUAACGAGUUCGACCGCCAAGCUCAAGCACAGAUCAAGGAAGCGGCCUCGUCGGCGAUUGGGAAGGCGGCUGGGGAAAUAAGUGAGGAGGGUCAAGACCCUGACGUUAAGACUAAAAUGAUUCAGUUCAGCGGUCAGUUCACUAAGAUCACUCAUGACAAAACAGGACUCCAACCGUCCCUUGAAGGUCUGCUUGACACGCACAUUGGUGAGGAUGAUCCGCCAAAGGGUGGUGGAGCAGGUAAUCAAAAAGUUAAACUUAAUCAAACAAAUUUUGACAAAUACAAUGGCCACGUUGAUCAAGCAAGAAUUGAAUCCCUUAAUGGCAGUAAAACUCUAGACGGCACUGCAGGCGAAGGCAAACUCCCCGAGGCGAUCGGGAACAUCAAGACUGACGGCCUGAAAAGGGAGUUGGAAUCUUCUGUGAUUUUCGGGGAAAAAUUGAGAAACUGCGUUUCUCAAUUUUAUCACAGAAAGGAAAUUUUUCCGAUGUCACUGGGGGGUGUAUUGACGGUCGGAAAGGCGGAUUUAAAGCGGCAGCAUCGCGAGGGGCUAGACGGCCACCGAGGGCCGGUCGAUACGGCUGGAUACCUCCAGGCUAUCGACGUGGACGUCCCCGACGGGAUGGACAUCGACGCUCCGCUUGUCCCCGUGGGGCACCGAGAGGAUCGGAUGCCCGAACGGAGGCAUGAAUCCAGAAAACAGGUACAAAGCGGUGUCAAGGCUCCGAAAAAGAACCCCAAGAAAUCGAAGGGGCCCGGCCGUGGCGGCGAAAGCCGCCUCAGUCCGCAUCAGGGCCAGAUAAGUCGCCAGCCUGGAACCACUCCUGCUGUGCAGGGCGCCCCUAAAAAGGCGCGAAACGGCGGUCCCCAGGGUAAAAAGGGUAACACCUCUAAGCCCAAAAAGGCGGGCAAAAAGGCCAAUAGGCCGCCUGCCGCAAGCAGCCACGCAGUGCCGAGUUCGGUAGAACUCGCGCCCGUGUGUGUGCAGGUGUCUAACCUGCAGCCACCAGCAGGAGGCACGAAUGAAAAUGGUGGCAUAUGCCGCUCUCCGUCCGUCUAUUCCAUCCUGUCUGAUGACUUUAUGGAUGUGGACGAAGAGGAACCUGAGCAAGUCGGGCCUGUAGAUGAAACAAACAACAGUAUAGCAACAGGCACCGCCAGUGAGGUGGCUCUCGCUGAGCCGGCUGCGUUGGCAAGGGCACCCGAAGGGCAAGCCCCCCAAGCUGUAUGGGUCGGGAACACGUCGCCAAUGCCGUUAAACUACGGCAGGCUGAACGCGAAGAUACAGUUCUUACACUGUGUCAUGCGUCAGAUCAACGGACCAUGGUGUCACUGGGCAGUAGAUGUAUACAAGGCAGUAGCGACGAAAUACAGGAGGAUGCCAAGAGGAGGAUGGAAGGUCCUCGCGGAAUUUGCGAACGAGAAAUUCGAGUUCCACAAGACCACCGCGGAGGUGGAGCAGAUGGCGAAACAAAUGGUCUUCAAAAUAGCUAAGAAUAGGCCAAGGGAGGCCGGGGAAAUAGUUCCCCUCCACGACGCGGACACAUUUGUCGCCGUCUCGCAGGAAUUUAACAAGAUCUUGGCAAGAAGGUUGAGGGAGCCGGGUGUCAUAAGAAAUGUAAGGAACAAGAAGCACACCCUCUGCUCCCUUGACUUCGCGGCGAUAAAAGCGCUGGACGUAGUAAUUGCAAACUACCUGGAGCACAACCCGGUAACUGACAUGGGGAUGCUCGCCAUCCUAUAUCAGACGGCCCAGGAUUGCUACGACAGCGUGACAUCUAAAACGCCGGGAACCUCGAGUAGGAAGGAAGCAGCUCAACAAAGGAUCAAGGAGCUGGAGGAGUUGGGGUUGCUCCUCAUUCGGUACAAGAAUAAAGUCAACCUCGACAAACCGGAUAGACAGCGUGUUUAUCGCCAGAUGGACAAGUACAACAUGAUUGCCGACAAGCCACAGGAACUGUCGUACGUCAUCAGUAGGACGCAGGAGGAGCUCCAGAAAGAGUACGACAAGCUGAAGAAGAUCAAGUUCAAGACGGAGAUGUACGGCCACAACCGCAUGUUCGAGUUGUACAGAGGACACUUCUACAGAAUGUUGGAGAAGCAGCAGAACGUGGACGAAACGGCGAUAAACGAGGAAGCGCUGAAGGAAUACUGGGCGCAAAUGUGGGUAAAGCCGAAAGCACCGGACAACGGUUCGCAAUACCUGGUGGAACGACCGCCGGCACAGUCUGUGACGGGCUUUCCCACAUUCGAGGAAUUCUUAAGGAUCCUCAAGAAGAUGCCGGAUUGGAAGUCGCCCGGGGUGGAUGGGAUAUAUACCUACUACAUCAAGUGGCUCCCGUCUCUGCACAGAGUCACUUACAGGCUAGUGGAGGAGGCAUGCUCGUACGGCAAACCGCAAGACGACUGGUUCUACUGUGGGAUCACCCACCUCCAACCAAAAGGAAACAAACCAGUAUCGGCUUCGCAGUACAGGCCGAUCACGUGCAUGUCUAACUUAUACAAGCUAACUACCCGGUGUGCAACGGAAGCGCUAAAGCGCGAAGUCGCGGGCAGGGGACUACGGUCCGAGAACCAGAUGGGCACGAGGAGCAACGUACAGGGUGCGAAGGAGCACGCGUUGUCGAACAUCGCGCUCAAUGAGAAGCACAACGGACAGUUACGCGCAGUGUGGAUCGACGUCAUGAAGGCGUAUGACUCCAUCGACCACGACUACUUGGCACAGGUUAUUGAGAACCUGCACUUGCCAGGGUGGUUAUCACUAUUCAUCAAGCAAACGGUGAAGAAGUGGAAUAUAGAGAUAAGGUGGCACAACAACACUCUCAUGCACAAGAAAGUCGAGCGGGGCAUACUACAGGGUGAUAGCCUGUCGCCCCUUCUCUUCGUCUUGUGUCUGGACCCACUGAGUAGGCACCUGACCCGCCUUUUUCCUAAGGUGGAGAUACAAGUGCCAGGCGACAGGGUCUACGCGACAAACCACUUUCUCUAUAUCGACGACCUAAAAAUUUUCGCCCACGAGGAGAGCACGAUUAUCGGCAUGACUCGGGAAGUGGAGCUAUUCUUCAAAAAUACAGGAUUCGUGAUCAACCGCGACAAAUCUGCAACUAACACGGAAGCUUGCUCAAGCAUAGCGAAGAUGAUGGAAGGACCAGACACGUACAGGUACCUAGGAGUCACGGAAAACAGGCACUCAAUCACUGAAUGCAAUGCGAUGUACGAGACAAUCGUGAACGAGAUCUGCAGGAGAGUAGAGCUACUCGCAGCUUCGAAGCUGUCAGCGAAAAACCUAUCGCUGGCCAUAAACGAGUACGCCCGGAGUGUAAUCAACUACUACGUGGGAGUUAUUCCCAUGGACAUCACGUACUUCAACAGGAUAGACCUGGAAGUGCGUACAAGAAUAGCCGAUAAGAAAGCACACGCGAAAUGGGCGAACACGCAACGGCUCUACCUCCCCCGAAAGGAAAUGGGGAGGGGGCUUCACAGCAUGGUAUUUAGAGCAGAGGCCAUGUUGUUACGACUGUGGAUGACGUUUGCAGCAGACGAAGCAACGUCAGAAAGAAGAGCUGCCAUAAUGCAGCAUUACCGCGAGACUUAUGCGCACAUAUCACUCAUACUACUACACCUGGAAGGAAGAUAUGGACUGAAGUUUGAGCAAGAGGACACAAUAGAGAAGUGUCUCAGGGACCUCAGGAGGGCUCAGAACAAAUGGCUAUACGACAGAAUGGAGGUAAAAUCAACACAUAAGGUUCUGUUUGCCAAGCGUGACGACCCCAACUUGGACAUUGAGGGAUCUUCUCUAGUUUUCACAAGUGGAAUCCUCAGUCCCUCAGAAGAAGCGCAAGCCGCGGCAGUUCAGGACAGGAACCUGACAUGGAUGUCACCGACGAAGAAGUGUCCGAGGUGCAAGAACGGCAAGAAUGUGGAUCUCGCAACAAAAUGCCCGAAAAUGCUGCGUAUAGAGUAUACGAGGAGGCACGAGGCAGUUGCGAGGAUAAUCCACUCGGAACUCGGGAGGCAAAUAGGACUACCCAAGGAGAAAAUGGACGCCCACAAGAUCGAGAGCGAAGUGCACGGGAAACACGGAUGGAUCGCGUACGACAAAACGGUCAAGACUCAGAAGAUCAAGGAGUACAACCGCCCAGACAUAAUAGUGGCGGAUCGACGGAGGAACAUGAUCACCAUCGUGGAAAUAGGAAUCACCAACCAGGACAACCUAGUGGAGACGGAGAUAUUCAAGAAACGGAAGUACGAAGCUUUGAUAGAGGACCUGAAGGCGCGGCAAUUCAACCAGCACACAACGUUCAGGGCAAUCCCCUACGUUAUGACGUGGGAGGGGAUAGUGACAAAAGAACACACCAAGUAUAGGCGGGACCUGGGCAUAUCGGAUCGCCUAGAAGCCCAUAUACAACGGGUAGUGAUCCAAGAAACACAAAAGCUAGUGUUGAGGGACAUGAAACCCAGAGAAGAUUAUGACUCUGUGAAUGACCCUCUCGCCCAAACAGGAUGGAUGCCACAAUGGAUGAUUGCCUAUGAAACCUUUAAUAAACCUUUUAAAGAAAUUGAAAAAGAGCUCCAAGCCAUCGCGUGGUUCGUCACUAAUAGCAAUAACCAAAAGCCCAGCGAUUACACCGGUGGAGACGAUGACGGUAUUAAGCAGCACUUGACAAAAUUGAAAAACGCUCUUGAGCAGAAUGGAUUUAAUGACGUUGAUAAAAGUUUAGACCAAAUCAAAUCGGCAAUUGACAACCUGAAGACAAAUACGUAUGAUAAAAGGAGCAAAGAAAUUAACCAAGCCGUCACCCAGAUUAAGACGCAGCUUGGAGAGCUUAGAGAGAAGUUGCAAAAUCCGGAGGACAGUAAAAAAGACGAAGAUGUUAUAAGGAGACUGGAGCACAUGAAGGAGCAGGGCCUUGGCACACAGGAAGAUUGGACACCGAACGGUCAACCUCUCAGUGGUCUUGGGAAAAUAGAGAGUGAUCUUAAUGCUGAAAUUAUAAAGUUACCAGACCAGACGAAAAUUAUUACCAAUGCCAUCGCCAACAUUCAGUGGGCGCUUGCAACUGUAAAAAUUAAGUUGGAUCAUGUCCUCAUUCCUGAUGAUGUCAUGUACAAUUUGAAAAAAUUAAAAAUGAGGAUUGGUAAAGGCGAUGCAAAAAAUGGAAAUCUUCAACAAAUUCAUGAUGUAAUUAGUGGACUGCAAUCCGGUGAUUUUACUAAAAAGCCGCAAGACAUCCAAGCAGCCAACUCAGCAAUUAAAGCAGAACUUGGCGUGCAGAGGAGCACGUUGGAGAGUGAGGUCAUUAAGACACUGAACGAUUUGAAGGACGCUGGACUAAGUGGCAGCACGUGGGAUAAACAUAAUAAAAAUAAAAGCCUCAUAAACAUCGAAAGUGACCUUAACACUCAACAAACUACGUUGAAUGACCAACCCACUGAAAUACACGGUGGCGUCACCCAAAUCACCGGUGAGCUUGAAAAUCUUCAGAAGCAGUUGAAUGAUGAGGUCACCGAAAAGCUGCUGAUGCUGAAAGAGCAUGGCCUUAAUAACGGUGACACACCGUGGACAAAUGAAAGUAAGUCUCUCACAGGUAUCCAAAAAAUCACCGAAGACAUCGAGGCCAUAAAGGACAAGGACGUUAAGGACGUCAGGCAUUAUGUCGUCGCCCUGUGCAGUGCUGUCAGGCAUAACGCAAGAGAUCUCAAAGGCAUUUUAAAGGAAGUGAAAGAAAUAUUGCUUGACAAAGAGUUGAGGAAAAUUUACAGUGAUAUCUACAAUCUGCUAUUCGGCCCGCUGAACGAUGUCAUUCAAUCACUCAAGAAGUUUGGAAAAUACGCCGUCUGGGCCGCUUCCUUGAUCUGUUUUUCGGCGGCAGUGUUGAAAGUGUCAACGGCGGUGGGAAGUUCUUGA
Molecule: messenger RNA, 7239 nt
Organism: Babesia ovata
Lineage: Eukaryota; Apicomplexa; Aconoidasida; Piroplasmida; Babesiidae
Product: reverse transcriptase domain containing protein
Exons: 3
Coding region: 1-7239 (2412 amino acids)
Source: RefSeq, a predicted model, not a curated record